AUGUCUGGAGACAAACCUGUUGUGUUCGACAAAAACACUGUGAUCACCGUUUUCGGCGCGUCCGGUGACCUAGCGAAGAAGAAGACGUUCCCCGCGUUAUUUGGUCUCUUCAGAGAGGGGUACCUGGACCCGAGCACCAAGAUAUUCGGGUACGCCCGUUCUAAUCUGUCCGUGGAUGAGUUGAAGGAGCGGAUCACCCCGCAUUUGAAGAAGCCGAACGGCGCUGCAGACGACCGGAAAGUAGACCAGUUCUUCAAGAUGCUGGACUACGUUGCCGGUGCGUACGACCAGGACGAUGGGUACAGCAAGUUGAAGCAGCAGAUCGAGGAAUUUGAGGCAGAGAGAGGUGUCAAGGAAUCGCACCGCUUGUUCUACUUCGCUUUGCCACCGGGUGUCUUUUUGGACGUUGCAAAGCAGAUUAAGAAAGUUGUGUACGCGGAGGACGGUGUCACAAGGGUGAUCGUCGAGAAACCGUUCGGCCAUGACUUGGAGUCCGCAAGGGCUCUGCAGAACAAUUUGGCGCCGCUGUUCAAAGAGGAGGAGAUCUUUAGAAUUGACCACUACUUGGGGAAAGAGCUUGUCAAGAACAUAUUGCCCCUGAGGUUUGGUAACAAGCUUCUGUACUCCUCGUGGAACAGACAACGCAUUCAGAAUAUCCAGAUUUCGUUUAAGGAAGCCUUCGGUACCGAGGGCCGUGGUGGGUACUUCGAUAACAUCGGUAUCAUCCGGGAUGUCAUGCAGAACCACAUGCUGCAAGUGCUGACUUUAUUGACUAUGGAGAGACCAGUUUCCUUCGAGGCGGAGGCUGUCAGAGACGAAAAAGUUAAAGUGUUGAAGUCCAUGGCCCCUAUAGACCACAAUAAUAUCCUGAUAGGGCAAUACGGGAAGUCGGAGGACGGAACGAAACCAUCGUAUCUGGACGAUAAAACGGUAGACCCGAACAGCAAAUGUAUCACUUUUGCUGCAAUGGCAUUCAAUAUUCAAAACGAACGGUGGGACGGUGUCCCAAUAGUAAUGAGAGCCGGUAAGGCCCUAAACGAAAGCAAAGUUGAAAUCAGAAUCCAAUACAGAGGCGCUGAAUCCGGCGUGUUCGCUGACAUCCCAAACAACGAACUGGUGAUCAGAAUCCAGCCGAACGAGGCAGUCUACAUGAAGUCAAACGCCAAAGUCCCAGGUCUAUCUAACGAAACACAGGUGACAGAACUCGAUUUGACGUACUCCACUAGAUAUAAAGAUUUCUGGAUACCAGAAGCUUACGAAGCUUUAAUUAGGGACACCCUAUUGGGAGACCAUUCCAACUUUGUCAGAGACGACGAACUGGAUGUCUCGUGGUCCUUGUUCACACCGCUGUUGAACUACUUGGAGAGCCCGGAAGGCCCUAAACCGGAAAUUUACCCAUACGGCUCUAGAGGUCCAAAGGGUUUAGUCGACUACAUGAAGAAAAACGACUACCGUUAUACGGAACAGUCGUAUACUUGGCCCGUCACCAGCGCCAACCCCAAGAAAUGA
Huiozyma naganishii CBS 8797 is the source of this 1509-nucleotide messenger RNA. RefSeq names its product glucose-6-phosphate dehydrogenase. Gene Ontology annotation, biological process: glucose metabolic process; pentose-phosphate shunt, oxidative branch. Gene Ontology annotation, cellular component: cytosol. The record is from RefSeq and is a predicted model, not a curated record. Bases 1 to 1509 code for a protein of 502 amino acids. The transcript has a single exon. Gene Ontology annotation, molecular function: glucose-6-phosphate dehydrogenase activity; NADP binding. NCBI's taxonomy places the organism in Eukaryota, Fungi, Ascomycota, Saccharomycetes, Saccharomycetales, Saccharomycetaceae.